This is a messenger RNA of Amoebophrya sp. A120, 7272 nucleotides long. The record is from the annotation of a GenBank genome assembly. Lineage: Eukaryota; Dinophyceae; Syndiniales; Amoebophryaceae.
CCCGCGCGUGUGAAUAGAUAACACACCAGCUUCUAAAAGUGGUCGCACGGAACAGCAGGACAAAACACCAAUUGCAGUAAAGCAAUUACUAAAGAACCACGAGAUCAAGAAUGAUGGCGCCGAUUAUACCGCCUCCCACUGGGACCUCCGGAGCAGGUGCGCAAUCAGCAUCUGGAAGCUCCGUGGCUUUCUCCCCCUCCACCGCCGCUGCCCCCACCCGGAUCAUCAUCUCGCCCAACGGUCGCGUCGAGGCCAAGUUUGAGGACCACACGGGGCUGAUUCUGCAGCCUCGGUUGAAAGCGGUGUCUUAUUUUGACAAAGUUGGGAAGCGGACCAGGAUAUGCUGUGCAAAAGUAUCGAGCUCGUACUAAUUGCAGACAUGCAUGACAAAUCGCCUUCCUUAGCUAAAACAGCAUUACCAAUUUUAUCUGUCACGCUAAGGAAAUUUGCAAUGCAUUUUAUAAAAUAACACUAUAGAAUUUUUACUCGGAUUUUUCGCCCUUAUAGAUUAUAGGGGCGCCCUUAGAAAAUGAAUUCUAGAAAAAAGGGCAUCUAGAAACUUCCCUUAAGGGGGCCCUUAAGGGAAGCUUCUAAAAGAACACGCGGAAGAAAAAAAAAGGCAUCGCGGGGAACAAACAUCCUGCAGGUCUUCCACGCGGGCGGUGGUCCGGCCGGUUUUUAGCAGGUCUAUUCUGGCUACCCCCAAAGACCGGCCCCGUUUGGGGGGGUAGGGGGGGGGCGAUGAAGCUCGGCAUGCAAAAUGAAAAGGGCGGCCCUUCCCGCAUCUGGGGAUAUAUCUGGGGAUAUAUCUGGGGAUAUAUCUGGGGAUAUAUCUGGGCAGAGGUCUUCUCUAGACAUCAGGCUGGCAGGGCAGGAAGCCCAAAAGCGGGGGACCGGGCCGAGGCCAAGGCCGGCGGCCGGGGGGGUCGAACGGGGGCGAGCUAGUUAGGAAGAAGCCCCGGAAGCGAAGGCGCGCGCGUCCACUAAUGUGGGCCGCUACUAGGGAAGGGCUUCAGUAGCAAGUGCGGGCCCGUUUUGUCAUGCUAAAACCGCGGCCCGAAGGGCUUCGAAUAGUGGCCGCGUUUCCGCUAGCAGAUUCCCAAGAGCGGGACUCUUUCGACUAGUCUUCAGCCCAACGCUCUCCAAGUUUUUUCCUCUUUGUUGUUAGUUUGCUUGGUAGUUGCGUUUAGACUUACUAGGCCACCUAUCGCCGGCGUCCUGGACGCCGGCGUAAUGGUCUAGUACUAGUGCGAUGCUUUUGCAUUUCAUACAGGACCUUGCUGAACGGGAACAUUGAAAACGCGGUCACGGAUAUCACGAGAAAAAAGUGUUACAGUUACGCACAUCGUCUUUGCAGGCCCUGCAUGACUGACAACCUCUGUCAUGCCAGAAAUGCUUUUGGCUUUGAGCCUCGUUUGUUCAUACCUGUUUUCCCUUAUGAUCUUUGCAUUCCAAGUUUUCUUUCGCAUGCGGAGAAAAUUUGUGUUGCUGAAUUGACCACAGAAAAAUGUGUCACUGUAACACUUUUUUCGUGUGAUAACGGAAAUCCGGCAGAAACUGGCGUGUUGUGUAAAAAUCGCGAACCAGUACCUCCCUGAACCAAUCUGCGUACCGCCAGCACCGGGGAACAACUUCUAUGGCGGAUCUUCACACUCUGCUUCGUCGAGCAGCAGCAAUUAUAGAAGGCCGCACAACCGCCACACUGCGACUGCGACGAAACUAUCAAGCGAGGACGUAGGGAGACAAGCAACAGAAACUACCACUUGCUACCUCGACCGCUACACGAAACAGGAGCACGCACGGUGGCCGUCAGGGACGACGAGAAGUGUCAGUCGAGUUGGGGAACUGACCACACAAAUCGCCUCGUCCGACGGGGACACGGUCGUAAAAGUCCACGUGAUUACCAGUUCCGCGCGAAACCUUUUUGAAAACGACCCUAUUUUGUUGCAACAACAGCGACCACGAGAAGACGAAACUUCUCAUGCGGGCGGCGCGUCGGAAGAGAAAGGGCAAGGUGCGACGACGACGAGCAGGACAUUGUCUUCCGGUUCUUCACCUUUGCUGCUCCUCGUCGAGGUCGCCUGGCCUUGCUUGAUUCCGGACCACCGCUAUCCAGUGCAAAGAUGACUGGACGUCUGGAAAGGUUGGCUCUGUGUUGAGUGUUUCGAAUUCGUGAAAAAUCUGUAUUGUAGAAGCAGCACGUAAAGCGCCGCACUUUCGUCAUGCAAAGUCGCUGACCUUGCAGUGCGCACUGCGCAUGAGGACAAAGCGUUUGAAAAAUUUUUCAUGCGUCAUGGACGUCCUGCCCGUAGAUCACCAAUGUCAUGCUUCAUUGCACUUGAAGACGCCCUCAAUCAAUCUUCAUGCCCAUUCAGCAUUACAGGUAUUUCCAGACAUCCAGGGAAGAUAUUUGCAUUUGAUAAUCGCACCGUGAAGACGACGACGGAUCUGCGGUCAAAAACGACGAAAAUCGGCGUCAUGUACCAACACGAAAAGAUGAAGCAGUACUUUCUCCUAUCCUGAGUAAAAACGUCCCCACACGCACACCAGAGUCAAGAUGGGGAUUUUGCAACACAAACCUAGAACUUUUGGGUGUCACGCAUCACAAGUUGCAGGCUGUACUGUCGUGCAGUUUAGCAAGGGAAGCAGCACAAGAAAUCCGUCUCCUUAUCCUGUUUACAGCAUUACAAGUUCCAAAACACGACUAAAAAUGCCUCUCCUGGCGAUGCGCACUACAAAUGUUCCUGUCAUUGCAAAUCUGCAUGACAACUCUGGGGUGGGGAUGUUUUUACAUAGGAUAUCUCCUGAAUCACGACACUCUUCCACUGUGCUGGCGCUACCCGGUGCGGCUGUGUUUGCAGAAGCUAUUGGAGGAACUACUGCAGAGUGGUGUUACAACCACACCUUCUGCGCAACAAGGAUCAACAACAGCGGAGGCUACUUCCGACGGAGCACGACCUGCGCAACUACGACAACUCGCGGAACAAAAUUUAAAUCCUUCACUACGGACGACGCUGCAAGAUUUAGCAGCCAGAUGCGAGAUCAGCUGCAGCGUUGGUGCAGCUCCGGGGGAAGAGCAUGCAGAGGUCGUCACCCCGCUACCGUCCGCGAUGAAGUUGGAGAAAACCACAAGUGAUGUACACUCCUCUGUCUACGCAGACGACCACGUGUCGCCAGUACGCAUUGCAAAGAUGUUGUCCGGGGCUGGAAAGUUGUUUAUGGAAGUUUGGUGGAAAGAACCACAAGCGUCUACUCUCCUCGUGCACAGCCAAGCAUGAGAAGUUUGUGCUAAGCUGCUGUGUAGGGGCUGCGUAUUGUGCAAAUGACAGAGAGCGUUUCGUUUGCACUACAAAGUAGGACAAGCAGAGCCGUUCCGUAGCUAGCAUGACAAAGUUUUGAACUCAUGUCAGGCAAGCAUGACAAAGAACCUGGCUUUCAUCUUCCAGACCUGGACAAGAGUUUUCCGAAUGCAUAUCCAGCCAGCCUAGACGAACUGGUGGAGCAGAAGAGCAAUUCGCGUGCAGUCCUGGCCGUGUGGGUGAGAAAUAAUUCCUUGCCGAGCUAUAUCCCGAGUAAAAACGUCCCCACCCCAGAGUUGUCAUGCAAUUCUGCAUGCCAAAAAUGUUUCUCAUGCGGAGCCCUAUGAGAAGCGUUUUCUAUUCGUAUUUUGGAAUUUGUGAUGCUAGAAUCAGCAUGCUCUGCUAGAUCUGUGAUGCUUCUGAACUAGCUAAACAGGAUUACACUACGAGGACAAACUUGUCAUGCCAGACAACCAAGGCUGGUUGAUUUGUCUAGCAGAUCUUGACUCUGGUGUGGGGACGUUUUUACACAGGAUAAGCUACGUGGCUCUACCCGAAUACAACAGCACUCCUGGCGGGUCUUCAAUAACCAGCUCUUUGACACUUUUUGCGAAGCAGGAGCAAAUCUGGGCGAUGGAGUGUCUACAGGCAGGAGGUGACUCAUUGUCUUCGGUGGUGGAAGUGCUACCCAUGAACUGUUACGAAUCCUACUCCAACGGCCAGUUUUGGAGGUGCGGUCGGACAAAUCGCCGGUUCGUGGCCUCGGAAUUCGAUUUACCGCUGUUGGCGAACGCGGUUCGGUGGUUUGGCGGCACGGAGGGGAAGAGGGAUGGUAUACUUGAUCUUUGUCCAUUCACUUUGCGUCUACUUGUUCGAGCAGAACAACUUUUUUCGGUCUUUUUAGCUUUGAUCAAUCUACUAGUACUAGCAGGUUCUACUGUUCUUGCGGAAAAUCAUAGUGCUGGAUCUACAAGCAAAUCGCUUCAUCGUGACAUGUUUUUUAUCAGUCCCACCACCCCGGCCGUUUUCGGAGCGCAGCCAGGUUUCGUCGCAUAGUAUCAAAAAUGCGUCCACGUCAACGCUGUUGCAGCUGGCUGGCAUCACAAACGGGGAUUUUCUCACGGAAAAGAACAGAAGCAACCUGCACCUGAAACACGAAAUGUCUGUGGAAAAUGUCGGGCGGUUUGCGUGUUACGAGUUUUACGAGCCUGCUUAUGAGGGUGCACAACUCCCCCUCCCCCCCAUUCGUAUGGCAUCAGCCGCAUUACAAACACCAGUACAGGUGGACCCUGUGCAUGACAAGUUCAUGCGCCGAGUGUGGUACUGUUUGGAUUUUUUCCGGAAUUUGUCAUGCACACGGUCGUGCCACAAGGUAGCAACUGGAUUUGGGUUUUUGCAUGACAAAUGAGGGGUGGGGGGGGGUGUGCACUGUAAUGCUGCUGCCGCUACUGCUACUUCUCCGGACGAACGCGGUCAUUUCCCUCUCCAUCCGCAGGCGAACUACCUGAUCCGCGCGAAAUAUCGUGAGGAAACCAACUGUGUCGGUCUCAAACCUUUGCAGAAGUAGGCCCAGCAACACAAAGUUGGUCAGCGUGAUAGACGAGAAAACCUGUGAUGCGUCAGGCACAAAGUGGGAAAACAGAUACGAAAGAAGGGUUUCUUGCCUGUCGAGCAUGACAAACAAGUGUUUCAAGGAAGUUGCGCAUUACAAGUUGAGACUGAGACAACUGAUUUUUCUCACGAUGCGAAAUUUCUCGACGGAACGCGAAUGGAGUACGAGACGGGGCGGACGGCGAAGUCCCGAAACUAUCCUGUGUAAAAACGUACUUCCCGCCCGACCAGAUUUGUCAUGCAUAUUUGCAUGCGCGAUACAUCUCUUGUGCGGCCUCCCAUAGGUAGUCGGCAUUUUCCAUCUGUGGUACUGGAGUCAGGAGGAGCCGGUGGCUUUGUGAUGCUGCUUUUGUAGGUAAGCAAACCUACGCUGCGCCUCCAGGUUUGUUAUAGGCAUUUGAUGUGUAGCGCGUCUUGUUCCCACUACAGACUGCAGCGUGGGUCGUACGUCUUUGCCGAGGAUAGAUAUCAAAAGGAAAAAUCCCUCCUCCCCAUAUCGAAAACGAAAUUUGUGAUGCUGGAUUUGAGUACACAAAUCAGAUUUGUCUUGCUGAAGAGGACUGCAGGCCCACAUCAAGCCUGAGUAGAGAGGUUUUGGCCUAGGCGCUUAGCAUGAGAAACGUCUGCGCUGUAGGCCAAACAGCAUCACAAACGAAUCGCCUGCAUAAUGCGGCGGGGCCUGUGGAAUUGCCUUCUUGCAAGACAGAGAUCAUUUGUGGUCGCAAAUCAGCAUUGCAAAUUUUCUGCGACGUACCUUUUCGAUAUAGGGAGGGGGGAUGUUUCCCCGGGAUAAUAGAAGCGAGUUUGUCAUCACGACGGUGGAGAAGGGUAUGGAAGCGUCAGGAUCGAAAUUAACAAAAUCGAAAUAAUUUGUGAUGCAUAAAAUCGAUACCAGUUGGAGCCUCAGUUUCUAAGUGGCGCAUGACAAAUUUUGGGAGCACCAAAACCCAGUCUGUCAUGCUGUGUAGGCAAAGAAGAUUGCGCCUGUCAUGCUACUCUGGCAGUACAUGUAUAGGGCUAAACAGGCUUGCGAUCGGUCUCAUUUGCCUCCUCUCCAACACAGGCCUUGCGGGCCCUACAUUUUAUGCAUUGCAAAUUUUUCGAUUAUGUCGAUUUCGAUCCUGACACUCCCAUAAAGGGCCGGAUGGUUCGGUCGUUUUCCAACCAGAUCGCGCUGGAAAAGGAGUUUCUCGAGUACGUGCGCGCGUGCAAGGUUUUUGAUAUCGUAAGAAAAAAGUGUUACACUUACACAACGUGAUAGAAGCCAAGCAAGACAGACAACCUCUGUCAUGCAGAAAAUGCUUACCAGCGCCAGCCUCAUUUCGUGCGUGUUUUCCGUUAUAGUCUGCGCAUCACAGGUUUUCGUUGCCAUGUCGAGCAACUUUGUGAUGAUGAAACUCCAACAAAUCUGUAACUGUAAUACUUUUUUCCUGUGAUCUUUGAGUAUCAAGUGCUAGUGAAGUCGGAAGAGCAAAAGCAAAACUCCCCCUUGCGGAAAACCGCCGGCGCCAUCUCGAACGAAACGUUUGCGAACAUCGACUGUGUGGGGCUGGCGCGACGUGAGCUGAUCCGGUGCCAGGCGGAGCUGGUAUUACAGUGCACAACUCCCCCUCGUUCACAUUUCUCAUGCAGAAUACCAAUUCCACGCUUUCCCUCCUGUCACUAUUAUGCAUGACAAGUUCUGGUAGCCCAAGUAGCACUACGAUCUAGUACCAAAUUGUCAUGCAAAACCGGCUGUCUUGCUGAUGCUUGUAUUGCCGUUCAUGCUAUACAAAUGAGGGCGCGGCGGGGAAGCUGUGCACUGUCAUAGCUGUUGGGCCGGAACGCAAAGGACGACGUGGCGGCUGCGGCGGUGUUGGCAAGCAAGAACAUUUCUUCUUCUAAUAGCGCGGGAUUAGUUAUGCCGACCAUGCAAGGAAGCAGUAGAGAACAUCAAACGCAGAUGAUGAACAAAUCGCUCCUAAAUCUGUCCGCAACUUCUACCAUGGGCACUUCUGUCAUGCAAAAUUUUUCAACGUCUCAACAGCUAAAUCGCCACUAUAACCAGAGUGACAGUCUGUUGUCAGAUGUGUUUGAGAGGAACCAGAAAAUGCUGGCGUCUCUGGAAGGGGACUUCCGGAUUUAUGGGAAGUAGAACGACGAAUCUGUGUCUGCUCACCGAGAUAAAAUGAAUUUACGCGAUGCACACGUGAGUCGCAAUUUUCGCUGCUGUUGGGUUAAUAGAAUGAGAUAGAGAGCCGAACUGAGGAAUAAAUCGGUGCUUGUUCCUCUCGCAGAGGAAACUUCAUCUGUUGAAAAGAAGGAGUGCGCGUCUCUCUGUUUGCCGUGACAGAAUGAAACACUUGUAGUCCUCUUGUCGCCG